UAGUGUGCUAUUAUUGACUUCCGCAUUCCAAUCUUUAGGUUUGUACAUGUUCUUGUACCAUACUGACUUCGGCAUCCUCCCUAGCUUUUGAUCUUGAUUUUUCUUUUGAUAUUUCAGGACUUCUGAUUUCGUGGUGUUCAAAAGUUUUCCUCUGGGAUUUCCAUGGACGUUAAAGGAAUAAGCAUUCUGCUUCUAUUUGGAUUCCUUACUUUUCGUUUCCUAGGUACAGAAGCAAAUAGGCUACACGCUAUCGACAUCAAAUAUCCUCAGCUUUUUCCCGAGGGCUUUGAUUGGGACCCCAAAAAUCAGCAUUUUAUAGUUGGUUCUAUGAGUCGGGGCACAAUUCAUAAAGUCUCAGAUGCAGGUGUUGUAGAGGAUUUUAUCAAGGACAACGACUAUGCAGGUCGGGCAGCUGUGUUGGGAAUCACUGUCGAUACUAGAAGGAACAGAUUUCUUGCAGUGAUCCGCGGAUUACCAGGCGCAGGAGAAGAAGGACAAUCAGGGCUCAAUGCCCUUGCAGCCUAUGACUUAAAAUCUGGCAAAAGGUUCUUCUUUGUGGAGUUAGACCACGUUGGAGUUGAGCCAGGGGAAAGAGUUGAGGCCAAUGAUGUAGCUGUGGAUCCAUAUGGAAAUGCAUAUGUCACAAAUUCGGCAGGUAAUUUUAUAUGGAAAAUCACAUUAGAAGGGCAGGCUACCGUCUUUGCAAAAAGCCCAAUUUUUACAUCACAGCCCACCAUAGUAGAAGAUGAUAUGGCUAAGUUUUGUGGGCUCAAUGGCAUAGUAUAUAAUAAGAAAGGUGCCCUCUUGGUUAGCCAGACUAAUUCUGGGAUGAUUUAUAAGGUUGACCUUGAUGAUGGGGUAGUUAACCUUGUGGAAAUCUCAAAGCCUUUGCCUUGGGCUGAUGGGAUAACUGUAAGGCGGGAUGGGGUGCUUUUGGUGGCUUCUUGUCACACAGCGUGGUUUGUGCAGAGCCCUGAUAAUUGGGGUGUGGCCACCGUUGUAGAUGAGGUUCCAAUGAAUUCUUCCAUGUUUGCAACAGCUAUUGCUCUUAGAGAGGAUAAUAAAGCUUAUGUCUUAAACAACCAUUUGCUUGAUUACAUAAAGAAGAUUAGCAGAGAAGAAUUCAGCAUCCAAGAGAUCGAGUUUCCGAAAGAGGCAGCUGGAGAAAAGGUGUGGGUCAUUGUGCUUAUUGUUAUAGGUCUUCUGUAUGUGUUCUUUUGGAGGUUUCAGAUGGGCUACGUAAUUAAGAAUAUGAACAAGAAGAGAGCCUAGCUUCUGUUGAAAUCUUCUUCUGUUGUACUAGUUUUCAAUUUCAUUUGAAUUAUGUUCUUAAUUGUGUACCAUUUGGGUUUAAUAUUGUUUAAGUAGGUAUUAGUAAGUCUUGUUAGAAUUCAAAUUGGAAUUAUAGUCAUAAACAGCGUGGAGAAAUAUAUGGGUGUUGUGCUGCCUUUGUUCCCUA
This is a messenger RNA of Cryptomeria japonica (Japanese cedar), 1459 nucleotides long. RefSeq lists its product as uncharacterized. Lineage: Eukaryota; Viridiplantae; Streptophyta; Pinopsida; Cupressales; Cupressaceae. Gene Ontology annotation, cellular component: endoplasmic reticulum. Bases 163 to 1272 code for a protein of 369 amino acids. The record is from RefSeq and is a predicted model, not a curated record. The transcript has a single exon.